UCAUUAGCAUACAUUAGCAGCAGGGCAGGUGCAGUGAGGAGGCAGCAGAGGGGAAGCAGUUUCUUCACCAUGGCUUCUGCUCACACAAUACAUGGCUGCAUUGUCCUGGGGAUAUUUCUGCUCAGCACUGCAGGAAGAGUUUUAUCCCAAGAAGUGCAGGCUGAGAAUGUUACGGUGACUGAGGGAGGCACUGCCGAGAUUAGCUGCCAGCUCCACCAAUAUGACGGGUCUAUCGUGGUGAUCCAGAAUCCUGUUCGCCAGACCCUCUUUUUCAAUGGCACACGUGCUCUCAAGGACGAGCGCUUUCAGCUGAUCGAAUUUAACCAGAAAUUGGUGAAGAUCCACCUGCUAAAUGCCAAGCUGGACGACGAAGGGGGUUACUUUUGCCAACUGUAUACAGAGGACACGCAUCAUCAGAUUGCCACGCUUACUGUGAUUGUUCCCCCUGAAAACCCAUUGGUGGAAGUAAGCGAACAAGCCGUAGAAGGUGGAGAGGUCGAGCUAACGUGCAUUGCACCACGGACGAAACCAGCAGCCACGCUGACCUGGCGGCGUGAUCGCCGUGAGCUUCGAGGUUUUGCAAGCAAGCAGGAGAAUGGAAAAACCUUCAGCAUAACGAACACAAUUCGAUUUCCAGUGGAGAGAAGGGACAAUGGGGAGAUAGUGACCUGCGAGGCCUCUCACCCGGCUCUUAAAGGACAGAAGAAGCAAACACAAUACGUGUUGGAUGUUCAGUAUUCUCCUACGGCUCGCAUUCAGGCCUCCCAAGCCGUGGUUCGAGAGGGUGACGAGCUUAAUCUGAAAUGUGACGUGACCGGUAACCCAAGGCCGGCUGAGAUCAUCUGGAGCCGUCUUAACGAUUCAUUACCAGAACGAGCGCAGAUACAGGGUGACCUUCUGACCUUCUCCUCGCUCAGCCUGCAGGACAACGGAACCUACAGCUGCCAAGUCUCCAACAAGCACGGCCGCUCCUCGGACCAGUAUGUGUUGGUGGUGUAUGACCCAGGAGCGAUCAUUGAGGCCCAAACCCAAGUCCCCUACGCUGUCAUCGGUGGAAUCCUGGCACUACUUGUCUUCCUCGUCAUAUGUGUCCUUAUUGUCAUGGUCUGGUGCUCCGUCCGACAGAAAGGUUCCUACCUGACCCACGAAGCGAGUGGACUGGAUGAACACGGAGAAGCGCGGGAGGCAUUUCUAAAUGGCGGAGAGAACCACAAGAGGAAGGAGGAGUUUUUUAUUUAAAGACUCGCAAGAAAAUGUCCCAACACAGUAUUAAUAACCUGACUUUUUUUAUUUUAUGUUACCUUUGGAGGGUGGGGGACGGGAACGUUCAUAAAGAAUGGGGGCCCUAGAAAUCGAAGUGUUUAACCCCUUCACUACAAGGGGUGGUCAAUGCCAAGCAUUGCAUGCCCCCCUUUCGGGGAAGGGAUUAUUAUAAUUUAGAGUCCAAGGAACCCGCCAUUAUGUAUGACAGUCAUUGGGGGCUGUAGAAAUUAUAAGCCAGGGUCACUGAUUUGAAGUGAAGGACGAUGAACAGAUCUCUGAUAUUUCUCCUCAUCCGGGAAAUUCAAUGUGUUUUUUUGCAAUUUUUUUCCUAUGUUUUUAUAAAGAGAACUAUAGUGAGGUUUGCUUGGAAGGGGUCUGGAAGUAGGGGGCAGUGGCUGAUAUUAGGGGCUUGGGGUUUAGAUCUCUAUAAGACAUAGCAUUAGUGCUGCUACUGAACAACAGAUUUUAAGGCAGUAUUCGGUCUGGCACCUUUUGGGUACAGAGGGUCUUGCAUGUAGUACACUGUAGAGCUUCUUAUGAUACAGACACUGGCACCAAACAGACAAAAACAAGCUGGCACCACGUUUCUAGGCUUGGAGAGAUCAGAAGGCCACGCGACUUGGCUCUCCUAGGAUUUUACGGCUCUGAGGGCAGGCCCUGGGCUACAGAGCAGUGCUCACAAUAAUAGCUUGGAAGGGAAGUGAGCUGGGCAGAAUGGGUAGUGAUUUGUACCAGUGCAGGCUCAGUAUUAAGAGCGUGACGUUUGUUUAAUCACCUUAAUUAGCCAGAAAUCAGAACAGCUCAGAGUCCCCAGUGACGGAGGAGAGUGCUGCAGGGAAAGAGAACCCAUAAUUCACAGGUUUAAAAGGGAGAACGAGAGCAAUUCAAGAUGCUCUGUGAAAUGAGACUUUACAGCCAAUACGAGGAAGCUAGUAUGAUCCAUUUAUUACUCACAUUACCAGGCCUGCAGCGUAUUAGCCACUAGUAAAAUUAACCAGUUACAAUUCAUAUAUACUCACAUUGGGCCUGCAGCAUACAAGGGACUAAAAACAAUCUCCAGGCCUGAUUCCAUACCUUCCAAGUGUCCCUAUUUAGGAGGGACAGUCCCUAUUUUAGGCCCCAAACCCUCUGUCCCUCUUUUCGAUCCUAAUGUCCCUCUUUUGUACACAGCAAUAAUACUCCCAGUAAACGACAAUAAAUGUGUAUAGAAAUCAAUCCGUGUAAAGUAGAUACAUCGUUCUUGUUCUAAAUUACAUUUUAUAAAUUAUUAUUAGUAAGUCACCUACAUUUCUCAGAACAGCCUCACCCCACACCCCUAAAAUUAAAGUAUCCCUCUUUGUCCAUUUGAAAUGUUGGGAGGUAUGUAUUACCGUUCAACAUACAAUACAAUAACUAAUUACCAGCUAAUCCUACAUUAUAAUAAUAAUAAUGAUAAUAACCAAUUCAGAUAUACCUACAUUACCAGGCCAGUAACAUUUAGGGGACCGGUUAAAACAGCCAGUUACUAUCCAUAUAUCAACCUAUUGUACAGCGCUGUGGAAUUUGAUGCUUUAUCAAUCAUAAUAACAAAUAUACCCACAUUGCCAGACCUGCAGCCUUUAAAGAGCUAGUUAAAAUGGCCAGUUACCUCCCAUGCCGUCCCAUAUUACUGGGCCUAAAACCUAUAUGGGGCUAGCUACAACAUAGAAACAUAGAAUGUGACGGCAGAUAAGGACCAUUCGGCCCAUCUAGUCUGCCCAAUUUUCUAAAUACUUUCAUUAGUCCCUGGCCUUAUCUUAUAGUUAGGAUAGCCUUAUGCCUAUCCCACGCAUGCUUAAACUUCUUUACUGUGUUAAGCUCUAUCACUUCAGCUGGAAGGCUAUUCCAUGCACCCACUACUCGCUCAAUACUCAGUUGUACAUUAGAGGGCUUGAAGAACUUAAAUGUGUCUACCCACAUUUGACCACAAUAGUUACUAACCCUCUUUAUCAGCCAUGUAUACCCACAGGAGACUAGUUACAAAAACAGAUGACAUCUACAUCCGCCCAAUGCCCGAGUCCUAGACCAGUCCUAGAGUCUAAAGAUAACUAAUUACACUGGCCAUAUUCAUGUUCAUAUAUAGAGCUGCAACUUAAUAAAGUAAUGUUAAGAACUAGUUAUAUUAACCCAUUGUGCUAUAUCCGCAGUGCCUGUAAUAACUUGCAUGGGUAUCUAUACUCCAGGUUUUCUAGUAAAAAGGGAUUAAACGGUCAAUCUUACCAUAAAAGGAGCAAGUUAAGAUACCACGAGUGCUACAAAAUCAGAACUAGAUUGUACUGGGAAAUAGUUAAACUCACUAGCUUUUUAUUAAGUUUGGGUUCAACCCCUAUUAUAAACUAAUAAACCGGUCACCAUCUCAUCUAGGAAACUAGUCACCAGAUAGAACAUCAAAUAAAAUAAUUUCUAAUAUUAUCAGCCCUGCUAAAGGCAAAAAUGAACAGAUCCCCAGAUCUGAUAACUGACCGUCUUAGGUACCUGUUAAAAAACACACACACAUUAAACAUCCAGCAUUAACAAGUACAAAUUGUGAAACAGCCGAGUUGAGUCCCUUCUAUAAUUCCUAUCCUCAGCAGUACACAGUUUCUACCACGUUAAGCCAUAAUUGGCAUCAGUUUUAAGUAUCCUUUGGUCAGAGACCUCUGCCGAUACUAAAAAAAUAAUAUUAAAAUAAAUUUGAGAAAUUUUUGCUGCUGAUUUUUGCUGCUGUCAAAUAUCAAUCAGAUUGAGGGAUUUCCUGAUGAGAUCUAAUUAGCUCUGUUGUUCUCCUGUACAUGGAAGUGGAAAUUUAAUUUUUAAUGAUACAAAAUGUCCACUUCACCCACUGUUGGUUAGUUAGAAAUAUUUCAUCAGGUGUAAAGGAGAUUUCUGAUGAUGGUUCCAUUUUUGACGUUGGACCCUCCGAGAUAUGUAUUUCGAAAUAACGUUUACAGAAUACGGUAUUUUGGGGACUUGCUAGAACCGUAAGGAACAUUUUUCUCUAACUCACAGUAUUUAUACGGCACACACUGCAUUACAAACACAAUAUGCUUUCUCAUAUAGCUUCCUUUAAAAACCUGUCACACAGAUACCUUCACUCCAUUUUCUAUCAGGUAGAGGUUGUCUGUGGAAAGGGAAACAGAGGAAGGAAAGGUUUAGUAAGCAGGAAAGAGGCAGGUGAGGUAUUACAUGGGGAUGGGUGGAAUACAAUUCUCAGCAAGUUGUACUUGGCUCUAAAGAAGGAAGAAUACUGCUCGGUAGAAUAGAUUAGGUUAGAGAAGGUCCCGUAAAUAGGGAGGUAAAUGAUCUACAAAUGGAUGGAAGGAGGCAGGACAAGACUGUACAGGGGAACUAGGAGGGUACUUAACUGAAGAAAGGAACGAGGAAGGAUACUGCACUGUAAAGGGGAAGGAGGAAGGGCAUUCUGCUCCCAAGUGUGAAAAGGAUACUGCACUCCAGAGGGGAAGGAGAGAGGGCACUGCGCUCCAUAGGGGAAGGAGAGAGGGCACUGUGCUCCAGAGGGAAGGAGAGAGGGCACUGUGCUCCAGAGGGGAAGGAGAGAGGGCACUGUGCUCCAAAGGGGAAGGAGAGAGGGCACUGCGCUCCAGAGGGGAAGGAGAGAGGGCACUGCGCUCCAGAGGGGAAGGAGAGAGGGCACUGCGCUCCAGAGGGGAAGGAGAGAGGGCACUGCGCUCCAGAGGGGAAGGAGAGAGGGCACUGCGCUCCAGAGGGGAAGGAGAGAGGGCACUGCGCUCCAGAGGGA
Pelobates fuscus (common spadefoot toad) is the source of this 5020-nucleotide messenger RNA. It is a transcript of the gene CADM4, whose product is annotated as cell adhesion molecule 4. Gene Ontology annotation, biological process: regulation of wound healing; regulation of Rac protein signal transduction; negative regulation of peptidyl-tyrosine phosphorylation. Gene Ontology annotation, cellular component: cell-cell contact zone. The transcript is spliced from 9 exons. Lineage: Eukaryota; Metazoa; Chordata; Amphibia; Anura; Pelobatidae. Gene Ontology annotation, molecular function: vascular endothelial growth factor receptor 2 binding. The coding region runs from base 70 to 1239 and encodes 389 amino acids. The record is from RefSeq and is a predicted model, not a curated record.